AUGGACAGUAAGGUGAAUUGCAAGGAACAUGUUCUUAAGGUUAACAACCAUGAGCUUGUUGAUAAUGGACAUACUAGCUACUUCUCUAAAAUGCCCCCUGCAACAGCAGAACAACUGACAAUCGCAAAAGUUUUAUCUAGGCCAGAUAACGAUGUAAAUAUCCGGUGCUACGUUGUUCAGCUUCAAGAGUUAACUGAGUGUACAGAAGACCAAGCAGUCACUGCAUUGUAUGACUGCGAAAACAAUAUUGAGAGAGCAGUUGAGCUAGUUCUAGAUCAGUUCCGCUGUGGUGCGACAGAAGAGUGGCACACAACUGUCAGCAAGCGUGGCAAGACAAGGCACUCCCAGUCGGCACCAGAACCCGGGCCGGAUAUGACAGCACCUCAGAAAAAAGCUCCCAAACCGAAACUAGAAAAACAUGUUGAAAAUCAAGAUAAAUUCUCAGGACAAAACGUUUCGGUAUCACCUCCAGUUAACGUCACCAAAAAUUCAAACUCUCACCCCGAAAAGUUCAAGAAACCAGGCACAAAGAAAAAAAAUCCACAUAGAACAGAUGCAGUCGCUAGUGACCGCACCUUCAUUCCACCACAAAGUCGUAGUGAUGAUGUGCUGUGUAACAGUUCGAAGCAGUUACCAGAAAGAAAAAGUAGAGUUGAGUCUGAGGCAUGGGAUCCGUACGCUGACUGUGGCGAGUGGGAAGGGGAUUCAAUCGAAAUAGUUAAUUCAAAUGCAUCCAUUGCCAUGGGUCUGCAGGAAGCAGUAUCCUUACCACCAGAACUUUUUCAUGACAGUCCAAGUUCGGAAAAAAACUUAAACGCAGAUUACAAUUCGCACGUUGAUGCUGUCCAAAACCUAACUAAAGAUCCAGAUGCUUUGGACGCAGAAGCAUUGUUUGCGUCAUUUGCCAAAAGUAAACCACCUCCUCGCGCGUUUACUGGAAAGCUAGAGACAUCAUUAUUUUUUGCCCCGGAAUUGUUGCCUAGUGAGCAAUUUAACUGGAAACCGACUUUCGGUGGUGAGUGUCCUGGUUCACAGUUUAAUACCAAUACAACUGCAAUUCUGAGUCCUGGACAGAUUAGCAGUAAUACAGACGAACCACUUCGGUCACAAAAUGACUCUCGAAAUGUCCAAACAUCCACGGACCGACCUGAUCGCAGUCCGAAGCAGUUUUCGUUCCCACAAAUAUCCCAACAAUCACAUUCCAACGAUUUUGAACUUAAGAACGCGUCAUUAGGCGUUCUUUUAGAUCCUCCACCUAAAACAGAGGAAAAAAUAAGCAAUGUUCCCACUGACUAUCCAUCGCGACACUACGAUGAACAAAUGGUUUCCAAAGUAGCACUUUCAUAUCCGAUAAAUCAUAAUAAACAGACACCCUCCAUGGUUGCCAGAACUACCAGUGAUAAACCCAGCUAUUUGGAGCCAAAUAUUAAGAACUAUCUUUUGGAUGGUCUGCCGGAUAACAUGAACAAAAUGAACGUUGGAGAGGUCACUGGACAAAGCACAAAAGAUCAGCUUUUUAUUCAGAAUAAUGCACAAUCAUCUCUAGCCCCCUUUACUCAUGGUCAAAAUGAGCAACACAUGAUUCCUCACUUGAAUAAAAUACCCGCCUCGCAUGCUAGCACCCACGUAUCUGGGCACACACAACAAGUUAACAAUUCUCAGGCGACUCAUCUUCCUCCAGGUAUGCCACACUUCAUCAGUCAGUUUGCUCCACCUGCUUAUCAUAUGUUCAAUUUACCAGGCGGUUCUAGUACAACUCCUGCUAUUUUCGAUCUUGAUCAUUUGCAGCUCUUGCAACAACAGAGGAUGCUUUAUGAUAUGCACUUACAGCACCAGGCUGCCACUACCGCUCAAAGUCUUCUUACAGCGAAUGUAGAUUCCUCAGCAUCAGCAAAACCCGUCAGUCACAAUUUAUCAAAUCCAAUGGGUCAUGUUACUGCUCCAAACACAGGAAUGCGACCGGACAUGCUGACAACUGCACUUGGGCACACUCCACAGAUGAUGACACCUGGACACCCUUAUUUUCCUUAUCCCGGUUUUGUCCUCAUGAAUGGUUAUCCAAAUCCAUUUUUAAACCAACAACAACCAAAUUCAGACAAUCCCCAAGUUCAGAAUCCUGGUCAGUGUGCAUCACCAAUUACUCAGCACCAAUCCCAGCUAAACCAAGCUCAAUCUUAUAAUAAUCUCAAACAACUGGGUAAUGGAGUUGGAAACUAUGAAGAUUUGUUAGAUGUCAAGUAUGGUGACCCAUCCAAACAAGUUGGUUUCAAAACCAGCUCAAACCCACCCAACUAUAGUUCAUUUCAAUCUCAAGGAAUGUCGUUAGAUUCUGUCGGUGGAAAGUUAUCUUCUGCCUCUCAUUCCAACAACGGAUCUCUGGUUCAAAACUUUAACCAUGGAAAUAGCAAUUCUCAUGCACAGCACUUUUCACCACAAUUUUACGCAUCUGUGUCGGGUUCACCAUACAUGAACACAGUUGCUGCCGCUGUAGCUGCAGCAGCUGCUGCUAAACAUGGACCCAAUAACAGCUCUACUGUCAGUACAAAUCAAUCUAAUCCAAAUAUCGGUGUUGCUACCAACCAAGCUGGCGCUGUUACUGGGCAAAACCAAAUACAUUUACCUGGGACCCCGUCUCAAGGAAUGGUCUUGGGUAAUGCAGGUCAAAGUUUACAUCACCAACGUGCUCCAAUUCCACACGCACAACACUGA
Messenger RNA from Schistosoma intercalatum, 2709 nucleotides. NCBI's taxonomy places the organism in Eukaryota, Metazoa, Platyhelminthes, Trematoda, Strigeidida, Schistosomatidae. The record is from the annotation of a GenBank genome assembly.